AUGGCCACCUCUGUCUCCGCCCUCACCCUUCCCCGCCUCCCCGUGUCGCCGCCAAUGCCAGCGCGGGCGUCGCCGGCAGCGACGAUGCCGAGGCGGAGGGGGACCAGGCCCCUCCGCGCCGCGUGCGCCUACGCGCUCCAGGAGGGCCAGUCCCGCCGCUCCCACCGCCUGCCCUGCGGCCUCGACCUAGAGGUCAUCGCCCAGCAACCGCCCACUCCGACCCCGGGAAGGAGCGACCGGCCGCCGCUGGUGUUCCUGCACGGGAGCUUCCACGCUGCCUGGUGCUGGGCGGAGUACUGGCUGCCCUUCUUCUCGCGCGCUGGGUUCUCCUGCUUCGCCCUCAGCCUCCGAGCGCAGGGUGAAAGCAGCAUUCCAUCUGAGGCAGUGGCUGGCACGCUCGAGACACAUAGUGGCGAUAUUGCGGAUUUCAUCCGAAAGGAGGUUCCUGGCCCACCUAUUCUAAUUGGACAUUCCUUUGGGGGCUUGAUUGUGCAGCAAUAUAUAUCAUGCCUACAAGGUAUGAAGUCUUCAUUACGUGUCACCUUUUCUAUUAUAAAUUCAGAACCUCUUCAUCCAAAGCUUUCCGGUGCUGUUCUUGUCUGUUCUGUGCCUCCCUCAGGAAACAGUGGAUUGGUAUGGCGUUACCUUUUGACUAAACCAAUUGCUGCUGUCAAGGUUACUCUUAGCUUGGCUGCAAAAGCGUAUGCAAAUUCAUUGCCUCUCUGCAAGGAAACAUUUUUCUCAUCAGAAAUGGAUGACGAACUAGUCCUGAGGUACCAAGGUCUAAUGAAGGACAGCUCGAAGUUGCCACUAUUUGACUUGAGGAAACUCAAUGCAUCAUUGCCUGUACCCUCCGUGGGAAAUGGUACAUUAGAAGUUCUGGUCAUGGGUGCCAGCAACGAUUUCAUUGUGGAUGUGGAAGGACUUUCUGAAACUGCAAGAUUCUACAAUGUGCAACCUGUCUGUGUGGAAGGGGUAGCACAUGAUAUGAUGCUAGAUUGCUCGUGGGAGAAAGGAGCUGAGAUAAUCCUGUCAUGGUUAGAUAAGCUCGUGCCACGAUCAGUGUAGUAUU
Messenger RNA from Lolium rigidum, 1072 nucleotides. RefSeq lists its product as uncharacterized. The transcript is spliced from 8 exons. Lineage: Eukaryota; Viridiplantae; Streptophyta; Magnoliopsida; Poales; Poaceae. Bases 1 to 1068 code for a protein of 355 amino acids. The record is from RefSeq and is a predicted model, not a curated record.